CCGUUCUCAACCCAACAUCAUCUGAAUGCUCAUCUUGCCAUCAUUUUCUUGCCUACAAAUAGUGACGAAGUGUUGGAUGCAAGAAAAAGCUGCGAAGAAAUGGAGAGGAGGGUUCAUGUUGUGGUGCUUCCAUAUCCAAGCCAAGGCCACAUCAACCCUCUCCUGCAGUUUGCAAAACGCCUUGCCUCCAGCGUCAAAGCCACGUUGGCAACCACCACUUACACUCUCAACUCCAUUCGUGUCCAAAACGUUGGCGUCGAGCCCAUCUCUGAUGGGUUCGACGAGGCCGGCUUUGCUCAAGCAGCGGAUGAGGACACUUUCCUUCAGUCAUUCAAAACCAAUGGCUCAAGAACCCUAUCGCAGCUCCUCCAAAAGUAUGAAAGCUCCGAUUUCCCUGUCAGCUGUAUUGUGUGCGAUUCAUUUUUGCCGUGGGCUCUUGACGUGGCCAAGAAACAUGGCGUCUAUGGAGCCUCAUUCUUUACCAACUCGGCGACUGUGUGCGUCAUUUUUUCGUACAUUUAUCGCGGUUUGAUUUCACUGCCGUGUAAGCUCGAGGACAUGCCCUUGUUGGUUCCUGGCCUGCCUCCGCUCAACUUACCUGACCUGCCUAGCUUUCUUAAGAAGCCGGAUAGUCACCCGGCUUACUUGAAGAUGAAGCUGAAUCAGUAUCCUAACUUGGACAAGGCUGAUUGGAUCUUUGCAAACACAUUUGAAGCACUCGAAGGCGAGGCUGCGCGAGGAAUAUCAGAGCUCUGGCCUGUGAAGUUGAUUGGCCCCAUGGUGCCUUCAGCGUAUUUGGAUGGGAAGAUUAAGGGGGAUAGAGGAUAUGGAGCAAGCCUAUGGAAGCCUCUCGGCGAAGAAUGCGCCAAAUGGUUAGAAGAAAAGCUACCCAAAUCGGUCGUGUAUGUUUCCUUCGGAAGCAUGGUGUCUUUGAGCGCGACGCAGAUGGAGGAGUUGGCACUGGGAUUGAAAGAAAGCGGACUGCAUUUCCUGUGGGUGAUAAGAGAAUCAGAACGCAGUAAGCUGUGCGAUGGAAUUGUCGACUCGACAAAGGAACAAGGUUUGAUUGUGACAUGGUGCAACCAGCUGGAAGCGCUGGCACAUGAAGCAGUUGGGUGCUUCGUGACUCAUUGCGGUUGGAAUUCGAUACUUGAAGGGCUCAGCCUUGGGGUGCCGAUGGUGGCUGUACCGCAGUGGGCAGAUCAGCUGACUAAUGCUAAGUUUGUGGAGGAGAUAUGGGAGGUUGGAGUGAGAGCUAAGGAAGACGAGGAGGGGGUCGUGAGGAAAGAAGAGUUUGUCGGGUGCUUGAAGGAAGUAAUGGAGGGAGAGAGAAGCAAAGACAUUAAGAAGAAUUCGAGUAAAUGGCGGGAGAUGGCUAAGAAAGAAUUUAGUGAAGGGGGGAGCUCUAACAAGAGCAUUGGUGAUUUUGCUAGAGCAUCUGCGGCUUGCUAAUAAGAAUGGAGAAGCAAAGGAGUUUAUGAACGGCACAGAUUAAACUAGUUUAUGCUUCUUCCGAGCUUAUUUUCUUAUGGAUCAUAAGAUUCACUCGUCAAU
Pyrus x bretschneideri (Chinese white pear) is the source of this 1554-nucleotide messenger RNA. RefSeq names its product UDP-glycosyltransferase 74B1-like. NCBI's taxonomy places the organism in Eukaryota, Viridiplantae, Streptophyta, Magnoliopsida, Rosales, Rosaceae. Gene Ontology annotation, molecular function: UDP-glycosyltransferase activity. The record is from RefSeq and is a predicted model, not a curated record.